Molecule: messenger RNA, 506 nt
Organism: Aspergillus alliaceus
Lineage: Eukaryota; Fungi; Ascomycota; Eurotiomycetes; Eurotiales; Aspergillaceae
Product: SWI5/SAE3 family protein
Exons: 4
Coding region: 171-458 (95 amino acids)
Biological process (GO): double-strand break repair via homologous recombination; meiotic DNA recombinase assembly involved in reciprocal meiotic recombination; meiotic joint molecule formation
Cellular component (GO): Swi5-Sfr1 complex; Swi5-Swi2 complex
Source: RefSeq, a predicted model, not a curated record
GUCUGACCAAGGAUAAGCCUUUAGCACGGAAACCCAAAUCGACCCUUCCGGAUUGGCGGAGGCCAGACCAGCUUACUUAGGCAACCCCACCGAUAGCCCAGCUCACUACAGCACCCAGUAGUACAGUAUGUAUACAAAAAAAACCAUUCAUCUUAUGUUCUCCUCUAAGCAUGAACCCUACUGGAAACCAGCUGCUAAGGGAAAAGCGCUUGACCGCUCUCCGCGCCUCGAUGGUAGAUUUGGAGGCCGAAGUGGCACGCAUGGGAGCUCAAUUGUCCGAGACAAAGACCAUGUUAAAGGACGAUCCGUCUGCAACGGUCCAGCGACAUAUUUGUCUUCUUCACGAGUACAAUGAAAUAAAAGAUAUCGGACGAGGCCUGAUGGCUCUUAUUGCUGAUGCCCGCGGAGUGCGCCAGAUAGAUGUGCAGAGAACAUAUGGGGUCGGUGAUCGAGAUUAACUACUAUGAAUCCGAGUCUAGCAUUUUUGAGGAUCGUUGACUACUCAA